Molecule: messenger RNA, 1858 nt
Organism: Solanum verrucosum
Lineage: Eukaryota; Viridiplantae; Streptophyta; Magnoliopsida; Solanales; Solanaceae
Product: 5'-adenylylsulfate reductase 1, chloroplastic-like
Exons: 4
Coding region: 149-1531 (460 amino acids)
Molecular function (GO): phosphoadenylyl-sulfate reductase (thioredoxin) activity
Source: RefSeq, a predicted model, not a curated record
CACCAUGAUUUCCUCUGUGUUCAACACACACUCACGGACUUCUUCCGAUCACCAUCUUCCUCUAUUUUUCACAAAGAAAUUUAGCGGUUUCUUUGCUGGAACAAAUCUUUCUUUGUGCCUGUGAAAUCAAUCUAUCUGUGUUGUAGAAAUGGCUUUGGCUUUCACUUCUUCAUCUGCAAUUCAUGGGUCUUUGUCGUCAUCUUCUUCUUAUGAACAACCCAAAGUAUCCCAAUUGGGUACCUUUCAGCCAUUGGAAAGGCCUCAACUAUUGUCGUCGACUGUUUUGAAUUCUCGGAGGCGUUCGGCAGUGAAGCCAUUGAAUGCUGAGCCUAAGAGGAAUGAUUCAAUAGUUCCGUCAGCAGCUACCAUCGUGGCUCCUGAGGUAGGAGAGAAUGUUGAGGCAGAGGACUUUGAGAAAUUGGCUAAGGAGCUUCAAAAUGCUUCCCCUCUUGAGGUUAUGGACAAAGCACUAGAGAAAUUUGGGGAUGACAUUGCUAUUGCUUUCAGUGGUGCUGAAGAUGUUGCUUUGAUAGAGUAUGCACAUUUAACUGGCCGACCAUACAGAGUAUUCAGCCUUGAUACUGGGAGGUUGAACCCGGAGACAUACCAAUUAUUUGACACAGUGGAGAAGCACUAUGGCAUUCGCAUUGAAUACAUGUUCCCUGAUUCAGUUGAAGUUCAGGCCUUGGUUAGGACCAAAGGGCUUUUCUCUUUCUAUGAGGAUGGCCACCAAGAGUGUUGCCGUGUAAGGAAGGUUAGACCCUUGAGGAGAGCCCUAAAGGGCUUACGUGCCUGGAUCACAGGUCAGCGUAAAGAUCAGUCCCCUGGAACUCGAUCAGAAAUCCCCAUUGUUCAGGUGGACCCUUCUUUUGAGGGGUUGGAUGGCGGUGCUGGUAGCUUGGUGAAAUGGAACCCCGUGGCUAAUGUGGACGGAAAAGAUAUUUGGAACUUCCUGCGUGCCAUGAAUGUGCCUGUGAACUCAUUGCAUUCACAAGGAUAUGUAUCCAUUGGAUGCGAACCUUGCACAAGGCCAGUCCUACCAGGGCAACACGAGAGAGAGGGAAGAUGGUGGUGGGAAGAUGCCAAGGCCAAGGAAUGUGGCUUGCACAAGGGCAACAUCAAGGAUGAAAGUAUAGAUGGCGCUGUCCAAACAAAUGGUACUGCUACCAUUGCUGAUAUUUUUGAUACCAAGGACAUUGUUACUUUGAGUAAGCCUGGAGUAGAGAACCUACUAAAAUUGGAAGACCGAAGAGAGCCUUGGCUCGUUGUUCUUUAUGCACCUUGGUGCCAAUUUUGCCAGGCAAUGGAAGGAUCCUAUGUUGAAUUGGCUGAGAAGUUGGCUGGUUCUGGUGUGAAAGUGGGGAAAUUUAGGGCAGAUGGUGACCAGAAAGCAUUUGCACAACAAGAAUUGCAGCUUGGCAGCUUCCCUACAAUACUCUUCUUCCCAAAGCACUCUUCAAAGGCCAUUAAGUACCCUUCAGAGAAGAGGGAUGUAGACUCCUUGCUGGCUUUUGUGAAUGCUCUUAGAUGAAAAGCAAAUGGUGUUUGAUCAAUCACCAUUGUUUUGACAAAGAAGUAAUACAAGAGGGAGAUAUGGGGGAGUUGUAGAAUAUAGUGAAGAAUGGUGGCAAAGUGCACCUUCCUCUUUGUGCUUUCUAAGUUUCUUCUUGUAUGGUGUUUUUGGUAUAUGGUUGCUCUCCCUUCUCCUCCUCUUCAUUUUAUUUUCCUUAGGUCCUACUUAGGACAAAUAAGUUUUUUACUUUCCCAUCAUUCUCAAGUAGAGAAGUAUAUAUGUCUGAGGGCUCAAUUUUGUUGGUUGAAGCAAAAGUGUUUACUUUCUCCAUCUUCUCUCAUUCUU